AUGGAUCAGGUGAAGAGUAAAGAUCAGACCAUUUAUCUGGGAAGCCUGCCAAAGAUGGGAUACAAAAUGUAUGGAGAAAAGUUUUUCAAGACUUCCAGGGAUACUCAAAAGGAUGAGCAAGCCACCCCUAUUCAGAGAACAACAACUCCCUCACAGAAUUCAAAUGAAAUGAUUCUGAACAUACUGAUGAGAAUUGAUGAGAAACUCACUGACCAGUAUGCAAGAAUUGAGAAAAUUGAAGAAAAUCUGCAAGACCUAGGAAAUUUAAUGAAAGACAAAAAGAAAUCACCUUCUAGUCCUACACCUGAACAUACUCCUGCAGCACCAAGUCUAACUUCAACAGGCCAAGCUAGUGAAAAUUCUGAUUUCCAAGCUGAAGAUAAUGCACCAGAAUCUGGUCUUGUGAGAAAAUCACCCACCCCUAAACCUGAAAAUGAAGAAAAAUCCAAUGAAGGGAUUGAAAUAGUUGGAUCCUUUAACGACAACUCACCACUACAUGAUGAACCACAGGUAGAGAAACCACCUCCUACUAACUUUGAAGAAAUUUUAAUCAGGAAUGUCUUCCACCAAAUGGUCAAAGAUGAAUAA
Messenger RNA from Theobroma umbraticum, 588 nucleotides. Lineage: Eukaryota; Viridiplantae; Streptophyta; Magnoliopsida; Malvales; Malvaceae. The record is from RefSeq and is a predicted model, not a curated record.